Molecule: messenger RNA, 2326 nt
Organism: Pocillopora verrucosa
Lineage: Eukaryota; Metazoa; Cnidaria; Anthozoa; Scleractinia; Pocilloporidae
Product: glucose-dependent insulinotropic receptor
Biological process (GO): G protein-coupled receptor signaling pathway
Cellular component (GO): membrane
Molecular function (GO): thyrotropin-releasing hormone receptor activity
Source: RefSeq, a predicted model, not a curated record
CUUCCAGGCUAAUUUAAGGCAUGCGUGCAUUACAAACACUUUACUUCUAAUUGAACGCAGUGAACCAGUGAACCGAAACCUAGAAUCCUCCGAGAAAAUGAAUACGUCCUUGUGGAACAACCUGACUUUAUCGCCAUGGCCCGAUCCUACGACUUCUACAACAGCUGCUUACACAAGUGAAAACAUCACCGGAUUUCUUAGGAACAACACGAACAGCACCACAACAUCUCCAGAAACACAAGAGAAUCUCAACCCUUUUUUCUUUGGAUUAAUUUUCCAGUCUGCCAUUGUUCUGGUAGUGUUUGGAAACGUGUUAGUCCUUACAGCACUUGCGUGUUACCGAAAUUGGACACCUGCAGACGUUUUGCUAUUUUCACUGUCCUUAGCAGAUAUCUUGGAUUCGAUUGCCGCACUUCAGCUUUUAACGACUGUGAAAUACUACAUGAGACGACACAUGACAGAAACCUUGUGCAAUUUGUUUAUAGGUUUCGUAUAUACAUUUCGACUUGCUGCGGCAACCACAGUCACGGUAAUGGCCUUAGAACGCGCCAUGUUAUUAGUAAAGCCCUUUAGACAUCAUACUCUCAUAACAGUUUCGCGCAUGAAGAAAUUUGUGCUUGGAGUUUGGCUCUUUUCCAUAUUUUCCGCUAUUUUACCCUUCAUUGGAGUCGGACAUUCAGGAUUCCGAAAUGGAGAGUGUUUUUCGCAGAUUUACAAUUUGGGCAAAGCAUAUGCCAUUUACAUGGAGGUGCUUGGUGCACUACAAUUGAUAGCGGUGUUGGUUUCUUAUUUUACGAUCAAACUCUCAGGAAAAAUGUUUAUUCAGCGACAAACUGUUAUGUCGGGAGGCGGUGAAAAUGAACCUCAUGGCACUCAAAAUUGCCAAGAUAAACUAAAGUCGCUGGGAACAACAAGCGGUGUGAGAAAUAUCAGAAAGCUGACGAAGAUGAUGACGAUAGUGGUAGUUGUUUAUUACAUUAGCUGGUUACCUUUCCUGCUAUACAACCUUUAUUGUCUGAUUGUUGACCGAGAGCCGGUGACCAAAGUUGUGGUGUUUACAAGUGUUAUUUCUCUACUUCAUGCUGUCGUCAAUCCUCCGCUGUACGGUUGGAUGAGCCAGCGAUACAGACGAGGUUACUUAUUUGUGUUCAAAAUGGCGCUGAGUGUGUGUGGAGGCAAACGCCCCAGCAGGAGAACCCUAAGCGUAUCUCGGCGAUUCUGCCCAGAAGCUAAUCUCUCACGACGAGCGACGAGUAUAGACUUAACUGUUUGUAGCAGUAGGUUGUCUUUACCACACGUAAAUCUUCCCUUUGGUGUAGCUGACAAGAACAGGAAGGAAGCAAGCCAUUCUGGCAUGGAGACAACUUCGAAAACACUUGGUGGAAAAACACAGGACGACAAUGAUUCAAACAAUAAUAACAACAUGGCCCUGGCGCAAACAGAAGCGGAAAAACCCAGAGUCGAUGACAGCCUGGACAAGGAUGUGAUGCAGCUAUUGGAUUCUAUCAUCGACAGAAUAGAAGUAUAGUUCAUGUUAUCAUUCAAAGAAAGAAAUCCAGUUUCCCAAGUGGACUUUUGCUUUCAUUGUGUGGUCACUUAGGAACGACCAUCAUCAGGGUAGAGAACACGCGCAUUACGCUUGAAAUUUUAUCUAUCUUUUGCAAAAUUCCUGCGCAACUACGCCACCUUACAUGUAAUCGUUUACGUAUGCCCAAAGCUACCGUUUAGAAAUCCCUAUAAGCGUGAGUAUCGUGAGUAGUAAAGUGAGUAUCAAAGUUGAAGGAAAGAGAAACUUGAACAAUGACUGUAUUAGUGGGAACAAGAACCAAUCUUCAAGUUUUUUCGGUGAAUUCUUCAUCAAACUGGAACUGUAAGGAGAUGAGUAAUUACACAGAUUUGCUUGAGUUAUGGUGCAUAGGUAGACAAAUCCAUACUAGUAGAUAACGGCAAUCCGAUUCCAGUGAUUCGGACGAGUUUUGAGAAGCAAGCUGCAGUUGACAAAAACACUGGCUUUCAUGUUCGCUAAUUUGGCUCAUCUAGGAUAAUCAGUCACAAGGCCACGUGUGUCCUUUCGCUACUUAACGUUACCGAUGAAACGUUCGCGACAAGCGCCGGGGGAAAAAACACUCUAUUCCUGGCUACCAUUCACGUCUCACUUAAGGUCCACGCAUGCGGAAGCUGUUUGAAAAGUAACGUCAGAAGAAGCCACUGAUAAUUUGCACUUUGACUGGGUGUGAAAUAGUCAGAGGCCUGAAAAACUGCACUAUGCCUUGAAACCGUUCCUGUCAUUCCUUUACAAUGUUAAGCCGAUUAAAAUUUUUUCAUA